CAAAUGGGCCACAAACAAAGCGUUGACUUAAGAAAUGGAGGGGGAGUAGCAAUUGUCUCCGGGCCUUCACCGUUCGAUGACUUGCCAGAGGAUUGCAUCUCCAACAUAAUAUCUUUUACUAGUCCAAGGGACGCUUGCGUCGCCGCUACGGUUUCUAAAACCUUUGAAUCAGCUGUCCAAUCCGAUAGCGUAUGGGACAAGUUUCUCCCAUCGGAUUAUCCAUCUCUAGUUCCUCCAUCGCGAGUUUUUUCAUCAAAGAAGGAGCUCUAUUUCGCUUUAUGCGACAAUCCUAUUCUAAUCGACGAUGGCAAAAAGAGCUCCUGGUUAGAGAGAGGGUAUGGGAAAAAGUGUAUCAUGUUAUCUCCGAAGAAAGAUAUGUGGAUCACAUGGGUUAAUACUCCUCAGUAUUGGCGAUGGAUCUCACUUCCUGAAGCUAGGUUUGAAGAAGUACCAGAGCUUCUCAAUGUGUGUUGGUUUGAAGUCCGAGGGGGCAUGAGUACUAAAUACCUAUCUCCUGGAACUCGUUACUCGGCUUACAUUGUGUUUAAGACAAAGGAUAGAUGCCCUAAUCUGGGGGAUGUGCCAGCAGAAGCUACAGUUGGAUUAGUGGGACAAGAAUCUUCUCAAAGAUUCAUAUACUUUGUUGGGCCGCCUCCGGAUCGAAGGAGAGACAGAGAAACGAGAGAUGUAACGAAACCAAAAAUGAGAAAUGAUGGAUGGAUGGAAGCUGAGCUUGGUGAAUUCUUCAAUGCAUCAGGUAUUGAUGACAUUGCAACAAGUGUUCUUGAGACUAAGACUCCUUAUUGGAAGCGCGUCCGAGGGGGCAUGAGUACUAAAUACCUAUCUCCUGGAACUCGUUACUCGGCUUACAUUGUGUUUAAGACAAAGGAUAGAUGCCCUAAUCUGGGGGAUGUGCCAGCAGAAGCUACAGUUGGAUUAGUGGGACAAGAAUCUUCUCAAAGAUUCAUAUACUUUGUUGGGCCGCCUCCGGAUCGAAGGAGAGACAGAGAAACGAGAGAUGUAACGAAACCAAAAAUGAGAAAUGAUGGAUGGAUGGAAGCUGAGCUUGGUGAAUUCUUCAAUGCAUCAGGUAUUGAUGACAUUGCAACAAGUGUUCUUGAGACUAAGACUCCUUAUUGGAAGCGCGGUUUGAUCAUUCAGGGGAUAGAGUUCCGCCCUACCAAAAUCCGGUAA
Camelina sativa (false flax) is the source of this 1194-nucleotide messenger RNA. NCBI's taxonomy places the organism in Eukaryota, Viridiplantae, Streptophyta, Magnoliopsida, Brassicales, Brassicaceae. The record is from RefSeq and is a predicted model, not a curated record.